CACCUGAGCUGUCAAAGUGACGUGAUCACAAAACAACACGCGCUCCGCAUUGUGUACGUGCGAAACACGUGCGUUUUGGAUUUUUACCCUAGAAAAGUGUACAUUUUACUUUCGAAAUGAAAGUAAAACCCAUGAAAAAAGAAAAACCAGCCGCCAAGGGCUUGGGUGUGCUGAAAAAGUCCAAAACCGACAUCCAGAAGGCGAAGAAAGUCAAAUCCGCCGGACCGGUGAAGGAAUCCGCCGCCAAGGUAGCCGCUGCGGCAAAGCUACUGGAGAAGAAAAAGGAAGUGAAGCUGGUAAAAGCAAGCAAAACGAAAGCGGACAAGAAGGAUGCGGAGCAGGAAAAUGAACCCCCACAGAAGCUGGUACAAACGAAUGGUGAAUCGCCAGUCAAGCAAGAGAAAGGAUCGAAAUCGAUGAAGGAAACUGCGAACGAGGAAAAAAUGCCUCCACUGAAUGGUAAAGGACCGAAACCAGCGAAGCAGGUAACUGAUGAGGAGGACCCGUCGAAAACAAAAAAUGAAUCCAAGGCGGCUCGGAGGGAAAGAGAACUCAAGCUGAAAGCGUUGAAAAAGAAGCAACUGAAGGCGGGCGGCAAAGUGGUGUCGAAGGUGUCCGAGGAGACGCUGGCCCUCGUGCCGGAACAGUUGGUAACGGAGGCGAGCUUCCGGAAGCUGUACGAGGUGGUGCACAACAAGUUCAACGAGAAGGGCAACAAGCUGUUCGGGGAUGAUCUAAAGUAUGCGUUGCAAGCCGUGGCUGUGAAGGUGCCAAGGUGCCCGCUACGGAUCUGUCGCGUCGCUCUUCCCCACACGCUGAUGCGCAAGGAGGAUGAAAUGUGUCUCAUCGUGAAGGAUAACGCUCGUGGCCGGGAUGUCGACUAUCUGCCCACGCUGCACCACUGGGAGGACAAGCUGAAGGAGCUGUCGGUCGGGUACAACGUGCAGGUCAUUCCGUUUCAGCAGCUGAAGCGCGACUACAGUUCGUUCGAGAUGAAGCGCAAGCUGGUGCACCGUUUCGAGCGGUUCGUGGUCGACGCACGCGUCAGUGGGCACGUGUUUUCGUUUCUCGGGACACAGUUUGCCCGGCGCGGUAAAAACCCAAUCGCGGUGAAACUGGACAGCGACGCCAAGAUUAAGGAAUCGAUUGAGCAGGCGGCACUGGUGCAAACCUUCCGGCAGACCUACAGUGGUCCGGUGACGGAGAUUAAGUUCGCCGCCCACUGGAUGCCGGUGGAGCAGGCGGUCGCGAACGGGAUGGCACUGCUGGAGCAGCUGAAGACCGUCUAUCCGGGCGGCUGGUUGAAUGUGCAGGCGAUCAACCUGAAGACGGUGUGCGAAAAGUCGUACUCGCUGCCGAUCUACGUCAGCACGAUCGAUCCCAAUCUGGUGCCGGUACCGAUCAUUACCGGACCGCGGCAGGUGUUUGUGCAGAAGCAGCAGAAGCUGUUCAGCAAGCAGACGGGCGGCAAGUACGAGGUGACCAAGGACGGUGUCGUCCGGCGGGUGAAGAAACCGAGCGCGGAUGGUGAGAACAACGAGCCCGAUUCCGAUGUGGAGAUGACGCUGGAAGACUUCCAACCGGACGACGACGAUAACUGGGUGCCGUACGAUGAUGAGCCACCGGCGAGACCGCGUACGGGUGGUCGGCCGCGUCAGCGCGGUCCGAAGAUGCGCAUCAAGUAGAAUGCUUUUUUUAGAUUUAAUAAAGAUAAUACUAAUAUCUGGCAUCUCCUGUA
Messenger RNA from Anopheles merus, 1738 nucleotides. RefSeq names its product ribosomal L1 domain-containing protein CG13096-like. NCBI's taxonomy places the organism in Eukaryota, Metazoa, Arthropoda, Insecta, Diptera, Culicidae. The coding region runs from base 117 to 1685 and encodes 522 amino acids. The record is from RefSeq and is a predicted model, not a curated record. The transcript has 2 exons.